UCACAAUAAGCAGGGAACACAUUCCAACAUCACAACGUUGCAGCCAAUCAACUUUGAAUUCGAUGUAGAAAUCCAAGAUGAGUUAACAACCCAAGAAAACCUCAUCGGUCAGUUUCUGUGGGCCUAUAUUUCACUAUCUUUAGCAAGUUGUGAAAAUACAAUGGUUGUUUUGUUCCGGGAGACUUGGAGGAAAAUGUACAUUAUUUAUUACAUAUUACAUAUUGUCACAAUCUGCUUUUCGUAUGAAACGUAACCAUCGUUAAUCGAGUUUCAAAAUACCAAAUACCAUACAAAGUGUGAUAUUCCCUUAACUACUGUGACAUGCGCAGCACAAUCUUAGAUUGGCUAGUCCAUUGGGCUGGCUGAAGGCGAAGGCGUGUUUUCCUGUUAGUUAAAUAGCCAAGUUGAAUGAAUCCAGUUGCCACAGUUAGUCGUAUAUUAUCUAUAGUUUAAGCUCACAGUAAGCAAACAGACUAAUUAAUGAACAGAAAACACGUUGAUUGUUUAGAAAUUAUUAUUCAUAAACAUUAAAUUUGACCAUUUUGGAAAGCGUGGCCCGAACUAUGGACUGCUUGACCGUGCCGCAGAUUUGGCCAAAUUCUCCUAGGAAAAAGAGAGGACAGAUUCAGGUUAUUUUCGGGCCAAUGUUUUCUGGGAAAAGUACCGAGUUAAUGCGCAGAGUUCGCCGCUUCCAGAUUGCACAGUACAGCUGUUUGGUGAUAAAAUACGCCAAAGACAAUCGCUGUUCGGACAAAGGUGUCGCACGCCAGGACAAGUACACUAUGGAAGUUAUGUCAGCCAGUCGUCUCCAUGACUUGCAUUCACUAGCGCUGCAGGCGUGUGUCAUUGGCGUCGACGAGGGCCAGUUUUUCCCGGACACUGUGGAGUUCUGUGAGGAAAUGGCAAACAUGGGCAAAACUAUCAUCGUGGCUGCAUUGGAUGGUACAUAUCAGAGAAAGCCAUAUGGGAACAUCCUCAAUCUAGUGCCCCUGGCGGAGAGCGUGGUGAAACUGAGCGCCGUCUGCUCGCAGUGCUUCGGGGAGGCCGCCUACACCAAGCGGCUGGGGAAGGAGCGAGAGGUGGAGGUGAUCGGGGGUGCGGACAUGUACCACGCCGUGUGCCGCGCCUGUUACAGUGCCCUGACAUCAGGGAAGGAGAACAGCACCCCCGAGAGGGAGGAGGCUCCCCCGCACGCCCUUCUGGGGAGCCGGCUUCCAUCGGGCGUGUCCCGCGUACUGUUUGCCACACUGCAAACAUAACCUGUGACCCCUGGGCCUUUUUAACUGUUUUUACUUUGACAUUUUUAAACUUAAAACUUGAAACGGCUUAAAUGGGUAGUAGUUCAAUUUCUGGUUUAAAAAAAAAAAAAGGAAAUUACUUCAGCUUUAGUGUAUGUUAUUUUAUUGUCCCAUACAGUUAAGUGAUAUUGUAGAUAAUCACAAAUGUUUAUGAAGACCACCUGGCACAUUACAGUGGCUGGUAUAGGGGCAUUUGGGGAUCUUUGACUAAGGCAAGAAAAUACACAUAAUACAACUUCAAAGCAGCUUGAACAGCAGUGUUAUGUUUUCAGAGGUUGCACAUAUGAUUUUGUAGUAUUUAUUCACAUUUGUAAACCUGAAAAUAUUUUAUAUUGUACCGGUACUCCUUUCCUUGAGGACAGCAGUUUCAUGUUGCUUGGGCCAUAAAUAAUGGUUCCAACCUAAAAUAUUAAAUAUAAUUUUACACAUGCAACCUCUGGAGAUAUAACAUCACUAUAAAUAUAUAGCUGCUUUGGAGUUGCUUAAAAUGUAUUUUCUUGCUUCAGAAUAUGAACUCCCAAAAGCCACUAUACCAGCCAUUGUGAAGUUGCCUGUUUGUCAAAAACCUCCAUAAUGUCAAAGAUGUCGUAGUCAUAUGCAAACACGCACUAAAACCGAAAUAAUUUUGCAAACAAACCCAGAAAGUGAACUAUCCCAUUAAUGUAUUACCAAGAUUUGUCGAUCAAGACAAAGCAAAAAGGAAACAUUUCAGAAGAAUGUUAAAUGCGUGUGUCACUACAUGAUAUGUGUUGAUGUGUCUUAUUUCUAGUAGGAGAGAAUUGUCAGUGAAUGCUAAGACAACCUUCCAGUUACAGUGUUUUUUGUUUGUUUAGUUUAAGUGCCUCCCACUGAAAGAAAUUGCUUGUGUCACUCGACUGUUGACAUAAUGCCACUGUUUACUGUGAGAGAAAUGGGUGCUUUAGGAGUAUCAUGGCUAUUACAUACAAGCUAUUACAUACAAUCAUAGUACGAUACUACACAGCUAAUAUACAAAAUCUAACAACCUGCAGUUUGAGAUAUGAAACCAAGUGAUGUUUAUAUGUAUUUGUUGAUAUUUAGUGUAUUGAAGUAAUGUUUUUUUAAAGGAAAUGAUUUAAUAUCAGAAACUUAAUGUAUUUGUGUGUGUACACAUCCUUUUUAUAAAAAUGAAUUGAACUAUUUUA
This is a messenger RNA of Anguilla rostrata (American eel), 2461 nucleotides long. Its product is annotated as thymidine kinase, cytosolic-like. The record is from RefSeq and is a predicted model, not a curated record. NCBI's taxonomy places the organism in Eukaryota, Metazoa, Chordata, Actinopteri, Anguilliformes, Anguillidae. Bases 564 to 1259 code for a protein of 231 amino acids. Gene Ontology annotation, molecular function: ATP binding; thymidine kinase activity. Gene Ontology annotation, biological process: thymidine metabolic process. The transcript has 7 exons.